Beta vulgaris subsp. vulgaris (sugar beet) is the source of this 1807-nucleotide messenger RNA. RefSeq names its product probable apyrase 6. Bases 168 to 1730 code for a protein of 520 amino acids. Gene Ontology annotation, cellular component: membrane. The record is from RefSeq and is a predicted model, not a curated record. Gene Ontology annotation, molecular function: nucleoside diphosphate phosphatase activity. The transcript has 8 exons. Gene Ontology annotation, biological process: nucleoside diphosphate catabolic process. NCBI's taxonomy places the organism in Eukaryota, Viridiplantae, Streptophyta, Magnoliopsida, Caryophyllales, Amaranthaceae.
AAGCUCAAACCUCAAAAACACACUUUUUUCCACUUGAAAGACAGACGAGACAAGUAGAAAUAUUUCCCAUUUCUUCUCCAUUUUCUCUCUCCUGCUUAUACAAACUUCCAUUUCUAUAAUUCUAUGUGAACUAUCUAUCUUCCCUAAAACUCCAAUUUCUCACUCCAAUGGCAUCAUCAUCUUCAUCAUCAUACAUUCCACUUCACAAAACCCAACUCCCACCUCGAAUGCAACCUUUCUCUCUCUCUCCACAACCUUCCUCAACUAAAUCCCACCAUAAAUUUCUACUCAUAAUCAUCUUUCUCUCUCUCCUUCCUUUUCUUCUUUACUUUCUCUCUCUUUAUCGCUCACUUCAUCUUCUUCCCUCUUCUUCUUUUGGCCUUGUUAUCGACAUUUCUCACUCUCGCUCUCAAAUCCUCGUUUUUAGAUCUUUAAACGAAGUUUCGGGUACUCCAUUUUCCGGCGAAACUUCCGAUUCUUUCUGGGUUGAUGACGGAAUCUUUGAAUUUUCCGGGAAUCAAGAUUUGGUGGGGAGGGUUUUGUUUAAAUUGAUUGGUUUUGCUAAGAAUAAAAUUCCCAAUUUUGAGUGGAAAGAUACUAAAGUUCAACUUAUGAUUUCGGAUGAUUUAGUGGGUAAAGUUGAGGAGAGAGAAAGAGUUUUGGAAGAGUGUAGAAGGGUUUUGAGAUCAUCUGGGUUUUUGUUUAAAGAUGAUUGGGCUUCUGUUUUGAAAGGUCAAGACGAGGCUCUUUAUUCUUGGUUGGCUGUCAAUUAUGCUCUUGGAUAUCUAGGCAAGAAACCUGAAGAAACAGCUGGAGUAGUUUCACUUGGAAGAUCUGCUAUGCAGAUCUCUUUUGCAAGCUCUGAGACUCCACUAUCAGAAUCCUCAAGAGUUAUCAGGUUGGCAGGAGUUCCUUACAAUAUUUAUACUCAAAGCCUGCAGCAGUUUGGUCAGGAUGCUGUUUGGACAUUGCUCCAUGAGCGAAAUACUCAAGGCUUGAUGUCAUCUUCAGUAAACAAUGAAAGAUCCAAGUUCAACCCUUGCUAUCGUCCUAGGGGAUAUGAAGUGACAUCAAAGGCAAGUGAUAAGACACUUGUAAACAAUGAUGCCACAGGAACCUUUUCCACAUGUAAAACUGAACUUACCAUGUUGCUGAAUAGUAGGAAAGGAAAAUGUGCACGUCCACCGUGUGAGAUAGUGCCAUCAAUUUUUAGUGAGUUAGAACAUAAACCUCAUCCUCAGCAAAGCUUCUUUCUCUCUUCCCAGUUUAGAGGCUUAGUUCCAAAGGCUUCUAUAUCUGAAUUGGAAUCCAUUGGACGCUAUAUUUGCGAGGAUGACCAGGAGAACCUCAAAAGACAAUAUGGAAAGGAUGAUGGAGAUCGAUCAAGAAAUUGUUUUUCUCAUGCAUUUAUGGCAAUCUUGUUAAACAACAGUUUUGGCAUUCCAUUUGAUGAGAAGAGAGUGGAGUUUGCAGCAGGAAGCACUCCUGUUGAUUGGAGACUUGGAGCUUUCAUUUCCCAGACGAUCAUGGAUCCCUUUGACAAGAUUACAGAACACCAUGACGCUCAUAUCAUCGAAAAUGAGUCCGUCACUCACUUCUUCUUGUUUGGAGUUCUUAUAGUUAUUGUUCUUCUGGCCGCUUUCUUUGUAAUGAAAUUGCGAAAACCUCAAUUGAAGACCAUAUAUGACCUUGAAAAAGGUUGCUACAUUGUUACUCGUGUACCCAGAUAGAGAUACAUUUGUUCCUCUUCUUGUAAUUGAUCUUACACUUCAGUUCUUUGUACAGUUAGCCAUUGAUAUCAAAGCAU